AUGCGUUUCUAUCCCAAUGCCAACAUUAGUAUUUAUUGGGAAUUUAAUCCCUGGAAUCUGUAUUGUCGUGUACCACAAAAAUCAUGGAAGCGUCCGUCGCCAUUAGAGGGCAAACAUACGAUAGCCUAUUGGCGUGACAUCAAUGGAAGUCGUAUGGAAAAAAUCACACAGAAAAAUCUACAUAUUCCGAAUUGGUCUAUAUCACGAAUACGAUCACAGGCUUGUUUACCGCUCUAUUAUGGUGUGGGUGAGAGGUUUAUACGUUUGGAAAAGGCUGAACCAGCUGGAUAUAAAUGUUCACCGAUGCCUUUGAAUUUGCAAGAAGCUAGGGAGAUCCGAAGGCAGGAGAAACAAUUGGCAAUGGAAGAACGUCUGAGGCAAAAGGAACAUGCAAAAAUUGCAAAAGCAGAUGAACGUGAUGAGUUUUAUCGUACGACCAACUCCAUUCAUACCCAUGGAUGA
Messenger RNA from Musca vetustissima, 462 nucleotides. RefSeq lists its product as uncharacterized. The record is from RefSeq and is a predicted model, not a curated record. Lineage: Eukaryota; Metazoa; Arthropoda; Insecta; Diptera; Muscidae. Bases 1 to 462 code for a protein of 153 amino acids. The transcript has 2 exons.